Messenger RNA from Fomitopsis serialis, 1695 nucleotides. RefSeq lists its product as uncharacterized. NCBI's taxonomy places the organism in Eukaryota, Fungi, Basidiomycota, Agaricomycetes, Polyporales, Fomitopsidaceae. The record is from RefSeq and is a predicted model, not a curated record. Bases 1 to 1695 code for a protein of 564 amino acids. The transcript is spliced from 3 exons.
AUGGCAACCACUGUGGUCAUCGUUGGUCUCGCGGCCGCCGCGGCGUAUGUCGGGCUCGCUGCUGGCUGGCUUCGUCUCCCUGCGUAUACCGAUGCCGGUUCUUCAGGAGCAUCUGCUGGCUAUGUGCUGGAGUGUAUGGUCACACAUCGCCGGCUGUUCCCCAAGGUGUCUUCACACAGCUUCGCGUACCGGACUCUCUGGCUGUUUGUCUCCCUGAAUGACCUGGAGUCUCAUUCGCUCGACCUCGGUCGCGGUUGGGUGUUCGGGUAUGGCGGCAUAUUUGGCCGACUUAUCGGCCUUCGCUCCUCUGCCUACCUACACAACUCCCUAUCGAAAACUCGUCAUAUUCGAGAGAAGCUAUCGGAGCUCCUCGAUAGUGAGGGAUAUAGCCAAUGUGGCAUCGGAAAUGCAUGGAUGUUAACUAUGCCGAGCUUCAUUGGCUAUGAGGGGAUCAACCCGUUGACUCUCUACUACUGUUAUGACACGGAAGCACAUCUCUUCUCGAUCGUGCUGGAGGUCCACAACACCUUUGGAGAGAGACAUGCGUAUAUCUUAGACACGAAGAAGGGUGAGAAGCUUGUGUCUUCCGCCGAAGAGCCCCGUCUUCGCUGGAAUAUCUCGAGGGACUUCCAUGUCUCUCCGUUCAACGAUCGACUAGGAGAUUAUAUCAUAACGCUAUCCGAACCGUCUCACCCUCCUCCGGACAUCAGUGGUGAGGAUAUUCGCAACGCCCCAUAUCCUUUGCCCUACGUUAGCAUCUAUGUGUCGAGUCCGUCGCAACCGUCAGACUCGCCAAAGAUGACUGCAACUCUACGUGCCACCGAGUCAAAACCGCUUACCGCUCCAAACCUCUUACAUUAUCUUGCUCGCCAGCCUUUCGCCCUUCUGUCGUCCCUCCUGCGCAUACUCUACGAGGCUUGGACUUUGCACUACGUCAAGCGGCUCGAUGUGUAUGGCAGGCCUGAUCCGAAGCCGAUCGGGGAAGCGUGGGGUGGGCACGAGCCCGUAGCAGCAGAAGGAGCUGCUACUCCUCUGAAAUCUAGUCGUGGUAUCGGGUGGCAAAGUGCAACUUGGUUCGAGCAGUACACUCGUUCCCGUCUGGAAGACUUCCUUCAGCGCCGAGCGGAGGAUAUUGGCAUCUUCAUAACCCUUGUAACCGGCAAUCCCGACGAGCCAGAUAUAGUCUUCGCGCCAAAAACCACCCUUCCUGCCAUCCCGAAGGAGGAGAACCUGACCAUCUGGUACCUCUCUCCACUGUUCUUCAGUACCCUGUUCGUCGCACCGUCCAUCGAGCAUGCUCUACUUUUAGGCUAUCACACCGAACGGAUCUUCAUCCCUUCUUCGGAGACCCUGUUCUAUGCGGUCUUCCGCUCUGGCGCGACUCGGGGCCUCUCACUCGCGAAGGACAUGGCCAACGGUCCUUCGAUCGUGCAGCGUAUACGCUCGUACAUGCUACCGAAGGAGUUGCUCGCCGAUGUCCCGGCACCUCCGACCCACCCUCUCGACCCACCCUCAGCCGCACCGUUGCGCUGGCUCCAAAACCUCGUAUACAUCACGACGUUCUUCAUACAGUCGUUCGUCGAGAAAUGGCUGUAUCGAACGACACGCGCGAGGUUCGUCCCGGGGCAGGAGCCGUGGCUGAGAUGGGACCGGGCAUUAGAAGCACGCACCGGCAAGGCUCCAGGAACAUCCUAG